Chenopodium quinoa (quinoa) is the source of this 1721-nucleotide messenger RNA. Its product is annotated as F-box protein At2g17036-like. NCBI's taxonomy places the organism in Eukaryota, Viridiplantae, Streptophyta, Magnoliopsida, Caryophyllales, Amaranthaceae. The record is from RefSeq and is a predicted model, not a curated record. The transcript has a single exon. Gene Ontology annotation, molecular function: protein binding. The coding region runs from base 148 to 1464 and encodes 438 amino acids.
UUUAGAUUGGUUAUAAAUAAUGGUACGGUAUUUUAUGUGGCAAUCUGCUAUAUAUGCUCCAAAAAAAUCCCUUAUUAAUAAAACACCACCUAAAAUCCUAACCCUAAAAAAUUCUAUUAUUCGAUUCAUAAACCCUAAUCAUCAAUCAUGAAUUCCACAAACCCUAUGCCUCCUUUAAACAAUCCAAUGAAAAUCAGCAACCAUAGUAAGCAAAUAUCUUGGUCAGAUUUACCACCAGAUCUCUUAUUACCCAUUGCUAAACGUCUUGCAACACAACCUGAUGUCUUCAGCUUCCGGCAAGUUUGUAAGCUAUGGAGAGCAUCAGCCCCUCUCUCACUUCUCGUCUCAAAAAACAUUUUAUCUCCUCUUUUCCCACAUCAUUUUACAAUCAAACCCGAUAUGUGUUAUGCUCCUAAACAUUAUAUCGUGUGUAUGAAUUGUGUUAUUCUCUUGCGGUCAAAUGUCAAUCCCGAACUCUCGCCUUUUAUAAUGAUUGUUGAUGAAUAUAGGUCCGGUAAGCUAUAUGUCAGACGUCCCUUUUGUGCUCGUCCCCUUACAUGUUAUCCUUCUUUUGGUAAUGUCAAUCUUACUGGUGAUCCAGAUUUACCACCUUCAUUGGAUUUGUCUCGAUUUCGUGUGUCCGAAUUGGCUAGGUUCCCUACUUUGAGUUAUUUGAGGGAUGCUAAUCGUAUAAUGCAAAUAAAACUUUACAAACAAAAACCGUACGACUAUCCAAAGCCUAGGGUUGUAUUGUUUGUGGAUCCAAAUUGUGAAAAUUGCGCUACUGUAAGUGAUUAUACACUUGUGGAAGUGUCUCAAUAUGGAGAUCUAAUAGUAACAAGGUUUAAUGGGGAAAGCCAUAAUAAGUUUACUUACACUUCCAAGAAAAAGGGAAGAAGGCUUGUAGACUUGGUGAAUUUUAAGGGGAAAGUUUAUGUCAUUGAUAACUACCAUAAGGUACUUUCGAUUGAUUAUCAUUCAUUGGAACCGUCGAAAAUUGUAAAAUCACUAAAAAGUGAAAGAAUGGGUUACAACAAAUUUCUGUUCGUAUCAUGUAAUGAACUCUAUGUAGUUUCUAUGUGGUCGACUAUGUUGUUGCCGUUGGAGGUAAAGGAAGAGUCCAUUGACUUUACGUUGUUUAAGCUGAACGAGAAGGAAAAGAAGUGGGAUAAACUUGAAGGUAUAGGUGAUGAUAAGAUAUUGUUUCUCACAUUUGAUGGCUCCUUCGUUGCCUCGACCAACGAUUUUCCUGGAUGUAAAGGAAAUUGCAUAAUAUUUUUCAGGUCUACAUCGCGAAACUUAUAUAUUAAGAUGGAUUGUCGUUGUUAUUAUGAAAUUUAUGUUUUUCACUUUGAUGGUGGUGAUAGUGGUCCUAUUUCAUCUUAUCCUGGCUACUCCGAUAUCGUCGUAUGGCCGCCCCCAUCGUGGCUCUGGAACUAUUCUGCUGGUUCGUCCAAAGGGUGAUAUUAACCUUCAAUGAAAGGAUCUUAUAUGUAUGCUUAAAUUAAGACUUAAGACAUAUUACUAUAUUUUUUUUUCAUCUUUUAUUUAUUACGAUUUUUUAUUUUAAAUAGAUUAGAUGAGUUGGUGAAACUGUCAAAAUGCUAGCUUUUAUUAGAUAUUCCAGUUAAUCUAUUUGAUUGCUGUAGUUUGUCAAUUUUUUUGGCCAACUCAGUUUUCUGCCAACAUACACGAUGAUGCGAGGCAGACAUGUUACCAAA